UACUGACCCUCACCUGCAUGAGUGAAGCUGACCCAUCACAUACUGUUCCCUAUGUCCUCUUCUCUAGAUCCUCCAAAAAACACAACAGUUGUGUCUGUUCCAUCUGGUGAAAUAACAGAGGGAAGUAAUGUGACUCUGACCUGCAUGAGUGAAGCUGACCCACCAGUACUCACAUACACCUGGAUCAAGAAGAGUGGAGCUGCAGAACUGGAGUCAGGAGAGGAGAACACACUCACCUUCAGCAGGAUCCGUUCUGAGGACAGUGGAGAGUAUCUCUGUCGAGCUGCCAAUAGGAUAGGUCAUCAUGACUCUCCUGGUGUAACUGUUGAGGUUUUAACUAUGGCCCAUGACCAGACCAUAAUGAUAGCAGUUCUGGUUGGAGUGGCGGUCUGUGGAAUUGUGGUUUUGCUCUGUGUCAUUUGGAGAUUUAGGCAAAGUACAAUUGUGGCAACAAACACUAAAAGGACAUCAAGUGAAGACAAACAGGUGACAUGACUUCGCCCGGCAUUUUUG
Sardina pilchardus (European sardine) is the source of this 513-nucleotide messenger RNA. RefSeq names its product vascular cell adhesion protein 1-like. The coding region runs from base 52 to 495 and encodes 147 amino acids. The record is from RefSeq and is a predicted model, not a curated record. The transcript is spliced from 3 exons. Lineage: Eukaryota; Metazoa; Chordata; Actinopteri; Clupeiformes; Clupeidae.